Messenger RNA from Rhinolophus ferrumequinum (greater horseshoe bat), 1607 nucleotides. It is a transcript of the gene MBD3, whose product is annotated as methyl-CpG binding domain protein 3. Gene Ontology annotation, molecular function: DNA binding. The transcript is spliced from 6 exons. Lineage: Eukaryota; Metazoa; Chordata; Mammalia; Chiroptera; Rhinolophidae. The coding region runs from base 67 to 939 and encodes 290 amino acids. The record is from RefSeq and is a predicted model, not a curated record.
UGAGGCGGCGGCGGAGACCGGGGGUCCGGGCGGCGGCGGCGGCGGCGGGCCGAGGAGCCGGGCGCGAUGGAGCGGAAGAGGUGGGAGUGCCCGGCGCUCCCGCAGGGCUGGGAGAGGGAAGAAGUGCCCAGAAGGUCAGGGCUGUCGGCCGGCCACAGGGAUAUCUUUUACUAUAGCCCGAGCGGGAAGAAGUUCCGGAGCAAGCCCCAGCUGGCACGGUACCUGGGCGGCUCCAUGGACCUGAGCACCUUCGACUUCCGGACGGGCAAGAUGCUGAUGAGCAAGAUGAACAAGAGCCGGCAGCGGGUGCGCUACGACUCGUCCAACCAGGUCAAGGGCAAGCCUGACCUGAAUACGGCCCUCCCCGUCAGGCAGACAGCUUCCAUCUUUAAGCAGCCAGUGACCAAGAUCACCAACCAUCCCAGCAACAAGGUGAAGAGCGACCCCCAGAAGGCUGUGGAGCAGCCCCGGCAGCUCUUCUGGGAGAAGAAGCUGAGCGGCCUGAAUGCCUUUGACAUUGCGGAGGAGCUCGUGAAGACCAUGGACCUCCCAAAGGGUCUGCAAGGUGUGGGUCCCGGCUGCACAGAUGAGACCCUACUUUCGGCCAUUGCCAGCGCCCUGCACACCAGCACCAUGCCCAUUACUGGGCAGCUCUCGGCCGCCGUGGAGAAGAACCCCGGAGUGUGGCUCAACACGGCCCAGCCCCUCUGCAAGGCCUUCAUGGUGACCGACGAGGACAUCAGGAAGCAGGAGGAGCUGGUGCAGCAGGUCCGCAAGCGGCUGGAGGAAGCGCUGAUGGCCGAUAUGCUGGCCCACGUGGAGGAGCUGGCCCGGGAUGGCGAGGGGCCAUUGGACAAGCCAGGUGCUGACGAAGACGAGGAGGAGGAGGAGGAGGAAGAGGAGGAGCCGGAGCAGGAUAAGGACAUGGAGCGCGUCUAGAGCGUGUGCGGCCGGCGGGCAGGCCCCGGCCGCAGGCUGCACUUGGGCAGUGACACGGGGAGGGCUGGUCCGGAGGCCUUGGGACCGGGCCCGCUCCAGAUGGAGGUUGUGCUGUGGGAGCCUCCGUCUCCCUAGGGAAGGUGCUCAGGGUGGCCUGGCCCUCAUUGGGGCACUCAGGGCCCCUCCCUGUCCUUCCAGAGGCCCCGUGUCGGGUGCCGGCAGACUGCCCUAGCAGUGUUGGGACCAGGCUGGGGAAGACGGUGGCCCCCGUCCCUUCCUAGGCCUGUCCCCUCCUCCAGGCACAGGGGCACCUCGGGGGCAUGGCUGGAGGACGGCCCCCUCCCCAACCAACCCCGUAGUGUCUAGAAGGGUCCAGCGUCUAGAGGUGCCGGGCACUCCUGGGCUGGGCCAGCCGCGCCCCUGUGCUCGUCACUGCCCUGAGCUGCUCACACAGGUAGGGCCGGAGGAACGUUCUGCAGCAGUCCUGCCUCCCUGUCUGCGUGUGAGGGGCAGUCCUCUGAGCCAGCUGUCAGUCCUGCCGGAAGGAGCUACAGGGCGGUGCCCCUUGUGCCCAUCCAGCCAGGCGAAGCCGUGAUGCUCGGAGCGUGUCCAAAAGCAAGCGGCACAAACCAGACAUUUUCCUUCAAUAAAUCAGUGGUACAAACAAG